AUGGUGACAGUGCGAAGUGAAAGUAAUCUCAAGAACGCCACCAUGAAUCACGAUCCUUUUGCAUGGGGUAGACCAGAUGAUAACGUUUAUGGUAAAUACAAUCAAUCAAUUGCACAAGCCAAGAACAAUGAAUUAGAUGCAUUCCCUAAAAUGCAUACCCAGCAACCAAUUAUCACUGGUACUUCAGUGUUAGGUAUUAAAUAUAAGAAUGGGAUAAUAAUGGCAGCAGAUAAUAUUGGGUCAUAUGGAUCAUUAUUAAGAUUUAGUAACAUCGAAAGAAUAAUCAAAGUUGGUUCAGAAACUGUUGUUGGAGUUUCAGGAGAUAUUUCAGAUUUCCAACAAUUGGAAAGAAUUUUAGAAGAAUUAGUUAUUAGUGAAGAAAAUUAUGAUAAUCAAGGAGAAAAUAACUUGAGAGCACCUCAUGUCCAUGAAUAUUUAACAAGAGUUUUAUAUAAUAGAAGAAAUAAAAUGAAUCCAUUAUGGAAUUCUAUAAUUGUUGGAGGAUUUGAUAAUGAUAAAACCCCAUUUUUAAAAUAUAUUGAUUUAUUAGGAGUUACUUAUGGAUCAUCAACAUUAGCAACAGGAUUUGGAUCAUAUUUAGCUAUUCCAUUAUUAAGAAAAUUAAUUCCAGAUGAUAAAGAUUAUAGUAAUAUUGAAGAAGAAGACGCAAAAAAGGUUAUACAAGAAUGUAUGAGAGUUUUAUUUUACAGAGAUGCAAGAUCCGGAGAAAAAUUCACCUUAGUUACCGUAAAUGAUGAAGGGGUUAAAUUUGAAAAAGAUGUCGAAGUUACCGGACAAAGCUGGGAAUUUGCCAAAAAUUUAGUUGGUUAUGGUAGUAAACAAUUAUGA
Yamadazyma jaroonii is the source of this 849-nucleotide messenger RNA. NCBI's taxonomy places the organism in Eukaryota, Fungi, Ascomycota, Pichiomycetes, Serinales, Debaryomycetaceae. The record is from the annotation of a GenBank genome assembly.